CCAAGACAUGCCCCUCAUAUCUCUCAGCUGGCGUGUGUCCGUGUACUACAUAGAGACACACUUCUGCAGACACACCUCACAAAUACUCCAAGUAAUGUAUGACAUGACAUAUUUACCCUGUUUUCUGGAAAUAUAAAGUCUUGCAUGAUUGACAGCGUUUUUGAAUCUCAAAAUGUGGUAACCUAAGCCAAAUUAUGCAACUAUGUCAUACAUACUCUUGCUGUGAUACUCAAAUGGAUAUGCCUGUGAGGUCAUCAUGCAUGCCAUCUCUUACCACGUGACUGUGAGGGUCCGAUCACUUUGCCCCCUGGCAUAAGUAUACCAACUUCAGGGUUCACCUAAACAGCCCUCAGUAGGCAUCAUGGACUUAAGGGAUCUCUUCACCGUAGCCCAGUUCAUAAAGAUCAGGUGUGAACACGGCCUGAAAGCUGGUGCCACGGACACCAAGGAUAAGAAUUAUGUCUUUUUUGAGGUGGAGAUCCUGGACACCAAGAGCAAGGCACAACUCUGCUACCUGGAUAAGGUGGAGCCAAACGCCACCGUUGCAGAGAUCAAGACCUUGUUGCACAAAAUUUAUCCCAAGUUUUAUCCAUCAAGACAGGCACUGAAGCUGCAUCCUGGGGGAAAGGCCCUCAGUGAUGAUGAUGUGCUGGAGGAUCUACCAGUUGGCACGACUGCAACCAUGUUUUUCCAGGACCUCGGCCCACAAUUAGGCUGGACUAUGGUAUUUCUAGCAGAGUGUCUUGGACCUCUUUUCAUGUACCUGCUGUUCUACUAUCGGCUUCCAUACAUCUACGUGCCUGAGUAUGACUACACCCGAAGUCCAUUAAAAGUUGUCGAGCUGGCUUGUUGGUGCCACUCUCUUCAUUACAUCAAGAGACUCGUGGAAACUAUUUUUAUCCAUCGCUUUUCUGACGGAACGUUACCUUUACGCACCAUAAUGCUGCUCUGUUUGUACUACUGGGGAUUUGCAGCAUGGCAGGCAUAUUACAUCAAUCAUCCGCUCUACACACCACCAAGCUAUGGGAGACUUCAAAUCUACUCUGCGCUGGUAAUGUUUUUGGUCUGCGAGUUUGGCAAUCUCUCAGUCCAUCUAAUUCUGAAUCGAAUCAGCUGUAAUGGGUCCAGACCUACAGAGAUCCCUUAUCCCACAAAGAAUCCAUUCACUUGGCUGUUUUUCUUCGUGUCCUGCCCAAACUACACAUAUGAGGUGGGAUCAUGGAUCAGCUUCACAGUCAUGACACAGUGUGUUCCAGUUGGAGUUUUCGCAUUUUUGGGGUUUAUUCAGAUGACUAUAUGGGCUCGGGCAAAGCAUAACACCUACGCCCAGCAAUUCGAAGACUAUCCUGAUCUGAGAACAGCCAUUAUUCCACUCUUCUUCUAGAUCUGUUGGAUAGACGAUGAAUCUACAUGCACUUUGGUCAUUGGACUUUUUUUUCAGACCUCGUUUUUUUUAGACACAAUUAAGUUUGUGACGUACUCUCCAAAGUACUAACUGGUGAUUAAUUACUAUUACUGUAUUAAUUAUAAAGAGGCUUACUGAGCAUUGACUGAGGUUAUACUUCAAAGUCAAGGAAGAUAUAGCCUACUGACAGUGACUAAAGGCCCUGUUUACACGAGAACGCUCGCGGGUGAAAACGUACAAAAUAUUUUAUCGGAUGUGCCUUUUGUUUACAC
Molecule: messenger RNA, 1677 nt
Organism: Pimephales promelas (fathead minnow)
Lineage: Eukaryota; Metazoa; Chordata; Actinopteri; Cypriniformes; Leuciscidae
Gene: tecrl2b
Product: trans-2,3-enoyl-CoA reductase-like 2b
Biological process (GO): very long-chain fatty acid biosynthetic process
Molecular function (GO): oxidoreductase activity, acting on the CH-CH group of donors
Source: RefSeq, a predicted model, not a curated record